This is a messenger RNA of Microtus oregoni (creeping vole), 3309 nucleotides long. RefSeq names its product protein phosphatase 1 regulatory subunit 18 (gene Ppp1r18). Gene Ontology annotation, molecular function: phosphatase binding. Lineage: Eukaryota; Metazoa; Chordata; Mammalia; Rodentia; Cricetidae. The coding region runs from base 652 to 2451 and encodes 599 amino acids. The transcript is spliced from 3 exons. The record is from RefSeq and is a predicted model, not a curated record.
GUGGGGUGGGGGCCGGACUGAGGGGCGGGGCCGAGCGCAGCCGGGAAGGCAGCCGGGACCGGCGGGGCCCGUGCGUAGAGGCGCCCGCUCCCUUGCCGGCUUUCCGCUCUCCCCUUCUCCCCCGGACCUCUGCCCUCUACAUUUAUCCUCACCUUCUCACAUCCCCUCCGACCCCUCCGCCCCCUCGCCAGCCGGUUCCCUUUUCUUUCUUCCCACUUACCUCCCCUGGGUACCGGGGGUAGGCAGCCUCGAUUGAACCCGCUCACUUCUCAGCCCCAGUUUCCCCGUCUUCUCUCUCUCUCUCCUGCUUUUCCUUCCCUCUCUUUCUCAUAUCUUAGGGACUGUCUAGUGCCUACAAACCCCCAAUCUGGCGCUGCCUCUGCCCGGAAUCUCGACUCUUCCUCUCCCAUUAUCCCCACCCCCAACUUGGCACCCAGCUUUUCUCUUCACUUUUUUAGCUCUCGCCUCUUCUGCCCUCCCUCCUCUCCCUGUUCCCCUCUAUCUUCAUCCUUAGUUCCACUGUCCUCAGUUCUUAGUCUAUUCCCGCAUCACUUCCUCCUCUCCCACCCCCAUUCUCAAUCCCCUGGCCCCUCUGAAGCCUACCCUUUCUGUUCCUGUCCCCCAGUGCUCUCUCCUUCACUUCCAGUGAUCAUGACUGCUAUCCCAGAUUGGAAGCUACAGUUGCUAGCCCGGCGGCGGCAGGAGGAGGCAGCAGUUCGUGGCCGUGAGAAAGCAGAACGGGAUCGCCUGUCCCAGAUGCCAGCCUGGAAGCGGGGAAUCCUGGAACGUCGCAAGGCCAAGUUGGGCCUGCCUCCUGGAGAGGCGAGCCCUGUGCCUGGGACCGCAGAGGCUGGACCUCCGGACCCAGAUGAAUCCGCUGUCCUCUUGGAGGCUAUUGGGCCAGUACAUCAGAACCGAUUCAUUCAGCAGGAGCGACAACGGCAGCAGCAGCAGCAGCGAAAUGAAGUACUUGCUGAUAGGAAGCCUGGGCCUCUGGAGGCUCUAGAUCGGAGAUCAAGUCCUAGUAAUUUAAGAGAGCAGAGCCCCAAGGGAAGAGAGUCAAGAGAAGAGAGGCUAAGUCCCAGGGAGGCCAGAGAUAAGAGGCUGUUGACAGGGGGAGCCCAAGAGUCAUGUUCCAGGACUUCGGACGCUCGAGACUGGAGGCAGAGCCCUGCAGAGGCUCAGAAAUGGAGGCUGAGCCCUGGAGAAACUCCAGAGGAGAGUCUGAGAUUAGCAAGUCCCGGAGACGACAGUCCCAAGAGAAAAGAGGUAUUGGAAAGCAGACUGAGCCCCGGGGAAUCUGGCGACCAGAAGGCCUGCCUGACAGAGGCCCAUAAAUGGAAUCUUGACCUGAAAGAACCCCAGGAACAGAGCUCAAUACAGCUGGAGGCCACAGAGUGGAGACUGAACUCAAGAGACGAGGGGAAAGACUACUUGGAGGAGUGUGGGAGGAAGGAAGAAAAACCGAGUCCGGGGAUUGUCCUAGAACACUCUCCAGUGACAAAAGAGGGCCAAGACACCAUCUCUGGAGAAGUGGAGACUGCUGCUGAGGGGAGACCUAGCCCUGUGGAGGAUGGAGACAGGAUCUCAAGACCCACAGAAGGCUGGAAAUGGACCUUAAACUCUGGGAAAGCCCGAGAAUUCCGGGAUAUAGAGACACGAACUCAGAAGCCGGAUCCUCCAGCAUCUUCAGAGAAGCACCUGGGGCCUUCUGGUUUGGAGGCUGAAGAGGAGGCUAAGGAGGAGGCGGGGGCUCAGAGCAGGCCUCUGAGAGCCCAGCAGAACCUCCGCUCUGGGCCCUCCCCCCUCCCACCAGAGCAUGCCGGGGCAGGGACGGAAGGCUCCAGACAGCAGGAAGAGGAAGCAGCAGAACCCCGGCCCCCAAAGACAGCCCCUCUGUCUCCCCCACCCCCAGCCCCAACUGCCCCCCAGCCCCCUGGGGAUCCCCUCAUGAGCCGUCUGUUCUAUGGGGUGAAGGCAGGACCGGGGGUGGGGGCCCCCCGCCGUAGCGGACACACCUUCACUGUCAACCCACGGAGGUGUGUGCCCCCUGCCAGCCCAGCCCCACCGGCCACCUCAGCUACAGCUGAUGCUGCAGGGCCUGGAUCCGGGAAGAAGCGGUACCCAACUGCUGAGGAGAUCUUGGUGCUAGGGGGCUACCUCCGUCUCAGCCGCAGCUGCCUUGUCAAGGGGUCCCCUGAAAGACAUCACAAACAGCUCAAGAUCUCCUUCAGUGAGACGGCCCUGGAGACCACGUACCAAUACCCUUCCGAGAGCUCGGUACUGGAGGAUCUGGGCCCGGAGCCUGAGACCCCCAGCGCGCCCACCCCCUUGGCGUCACAGCCUGAUGACGACGACGAGGAGGAGGAAGAGGAGUUGCUACUGCAGCCUGGGCUCCAGGGCGGGCUGCGCACCAAGGCCCUAAUCGUGGAUGAGUCCUGCCGGCGGUGACCAUCUUCCAGUCUGGGCCUGUACCUCCCCGCUUCCCAUACCUGAAGAUCCUGGAGUUCGGAAGAUUCAGAGCCGACAGACUCUGGCAAUGAGCCUGACAGGGAGGGGCUGUGAGCACAUUCCAACUUGCUUCUCCCAUCCCGUUUCUGGGGCAGAGCCAGUAGCCUAUAUUUACCCCUACCCCAAGGUUCCCUGUGGGAGUGGUCACGUGGGCUGGAGCAUCCUCCGUGAGCUAACAGUGAGCAUUAGGUCCUCGGGCGGAACACAGGGUUCACCUGGGUUUGAGAUAGAUGGAACACCUCCAGCCCCAUGACAGGGUACACUGUCCCCACAGCCUUUGACUUCCUGCCACUCCCGGGGACACUCAGGAUUUAAGCAUUCACCUCCCUGGGAGGUCUUGAUCCCACUCCAUCCACAAGCACCCUUUUCCUAGGUCACUGCCCCUUUGUUUACAGCCUCCUCCUCCUCCCUUGAUCACAGCCUGGUUUACAUACCCACCAGCUCCCAGUCCCGCCUGCCAAAGUCCCAGGUUUACAAGCUCUGCCUACCCGGCUUCCUGAGGAAUCCUCUACCCUCCUCUUGUUUUAUUGAGAGUGACCUGGGGAGGUGUGUGUGGCUUUCUUCACCUUUGCUCAGUAUUACUGUGCCUCAGUUUCUCCCAAGAGAGAAGGCUGAGGGGUCCUAAUUCUGAACCCCAUGAGAAUUAUUUAAUUCUGUUCCUCCACGUGGUUCACAUUGAAUUGAAUUGCAGCGUGGGGGGCACUAAAGGAGGUGCCUCGUUUCUCGCCUAUUGCUCCUUUAUUAAUUGCCUGAUUUGUUUCUUUUUGUAACUUUCCAUAAUAAAAUGGAGCUCUUUUC